AUGAGUAAAUAUACCCGUUUGUUUAACGAAAACUCAGCCCCGGAAUCAGUGCAGCCAUCCAAUGUCCUCAUUUCCUCCACCCACGCCCCCCUCUCCGAGAAGGCGGCGGUCCCAAAAGAGGAUGAAUGCCCCGGAAGGCAAAAAGCAUCCCGACGGCUCGUCCGUCGACGUGGCUUGUACAGCAACGCCGCACAGACGACACCCGACAGUAUGGAAAUGCGCCCCUCGUGGGGCAUAACCCCGAGCAAUCCUGCAGAUUUGGAUCCGGCGCCGGAGGUACACCCCGCGGAACGCGUCAACCCCGACAAGUUCCCGGAAGACAACGCCGGGCCUCCUAGCAACGAUGGGGAUGAGAACGAUGCUCUGCACAGUGAUAAGGAGGAUACCCUGCACAGUGAUAAGGAGGAUGCCCUGCACAGUGAUAAGGAGGAUACCCUGCACAGUGAUAAGGAGGAUACCCUGCACAGUGAUAAGGAGGAUACCCUGCACAGUGAUAAGGAGGAUACCCUGCACAGUGAUAAGGAGGAUACCCUGCACAGUGAGGACGAUGACACAGAUGUAACGAUAACCCGGCUCUUCUCCUGUGACAUCUGCCCGCACUUCGUCUGUGCCUCACAAAGGGCCUUGGAGGCCCACGCCCUGGCACUGCACGGCGACUGUCUCCGAGACUACACGACCCUCCAGCCUCUGGUCGCGAAGCUCGCGGGGCUGUGGGGGGAGGUCCUCACGCGAAAGGCCGAGCGCGUCGGGGGGUGGGGCCGGAAGGUCUUCGACAUCGCGCGGGAGCGGGACGCGGGGCCGGAGAAGAUGGCCGAGGCCGAGCGCGCGCGAGUGCAACUCGAGAAGGUCAUCCGCUCCUGGCAUCCGAGCGCGGAGGUCUUUAUUUUCGGCAGCUCCGUUGCUUUUGCGGUGUGGGAUGGGGUGUCGGAUAUCGACUUCACAGUCAUCGAGGUGAAUGCGCUCGAGGAGGGGACUUGGCCGCCGCCGGAAAAAAACGCUGUUCGAGCCAUUACAGAGCUGCUUCGUAAGGCGGGGUUUUCGUACAGCAAUUUGGAGCCUAUUCGACAUGCACGAGUGCCAAUUAUUAAGCAUCACGCUUCUACCCCGAUUCGUGUUCCACGCGAAUCCGCAGCGAAAGGAACCCAUUCAGGGGAAGGGACGACGGAAGGUAGCGAGUGCAGCUCUUUGGAGGCUGAGGAUAUCAUCUCGCGGAGUGUGCGCUGCUCGCUCACGCAGCCCGCAUCGCAUGCAGAUCGGGCAAUGCUGGAAGGCAGCAUCCGCUCCGGGAUCGGAGCGGAAGCGGUCCAGCAAAUUUGGUGGAAUCGAACAAGCGAUAUGAUGUGCUUUACCUGCGAUACGACGACGCACGCCAUACAAGCGGUGAUGUGCAAGUUGACUUUUACUUCGCCAUCCUUGCGUGCUUGUGUGCAACCUCUUCAUGACGAAUCCCGCCCUGAGCUGUACAACGUCGACUUUGAUUUGAGCUUUCGGGCGUUGGGGAUUCGCAAUUCGGAGCUGCUUCGGCGAUAUCUUCUGAACCACCCCUGCGCGCGCCCGGGGGCGAUCGUCUUGAAGGACUGGUCGAAAACCAGCGGUGUAAACAACUCGGUGAAUGGCUAUUUGACGAGUUAUGCGAUUAACAUCAUGUGGAUCUACUUCCUCGUGCAGAAAGGUGUGGUGAAGUAUGUGGAUCCGAUUGCGGAUAUUCCUGAAUCUCUGAGGAGCUAUCAUGAAGAAUUGACAAAAAGCCCGCGCUAUCGCCCAAUGCUCGAUCCCGCCUGGAGUGCGGAGGAAAAGCUCACCUACGAACAGGAGGCCGGACGGUUGCUGAUGGAAUUCUUCCUUUACUACGCCUAUGAGUUUGACUGGGAAAAUAACGUCGUCUCGCUGAAUCGAAAAGGGAUCACGACCAAGCGAAUGCUCGAUUGGGAUUCCGAGGCUAUCGCUCCUCCCAUGGCAACCACAGGGCAUCCCAACGGGCGUCGAGGCGGCAACCCAACGCGCUAUUCCUUCUGUAUUGAGGACCCUUACGAGGAGAAUCUCAACCUUGGACGGCAUAUGGGCAUCACGAAGAGCCUUCGCGUGCGCACGGAGUUCUGCCGUGCGCUGCUUUCGCUGUGCAAGGACGGGGCGAACGAGUCCUGCGUGUUCGCGUCGACCGAUCGCCGCGCCGCGGGGGGGAAGACGAAUACCGCCUCGCUCCUCGCGGGGCCGGCGGGGGGGCUGCCGAUGAGGGUUUUAUAUCGCCUGAUGGCGGUCUGCACGCGGGAGAUGGCGCUCGCACGAGAGCAGGAGGCCUCGAACGGGCUGGCGGAGGAGGAUCUCCGACGGGCCUUUGAGUCCGCCGCCCCGAACGAGUUCCAGCUCGCGUGCAAGGCGUGGAAUUGGCAGCAGUUGAUUCAUCGGCUGGGGUGGAAACUCCACCGCGGCGUCGUCCUCCCGCGGCGGGAAAUCGGCAUCAAACGCCGCCCAACCUCGCCCAUCGGGGAGGAGGCCGCGUCUUCAAAGGAGAACUCCGCGGGGAGCCUCGCGAACGUGAUAGCGGACACCCUUUCGGACGAUUUUCUUCGCCUGAGGCCGGGGUGGGUGGCGUGGUCGACGCCGUGGGCGGCCCUUCACCUCGCGAGGAAAUCCCCAAUCGGAAGCUACACCGCGGAAUCCACAGAAAAGGAAGAUGCGGAGGAGGAGAAGACAACGACAAACCCCACGUCCGGAAAUAAUUUCGCGGUGAAAGGGCAAGCGAUUGGCGUCGGUGGAGACGGAAGCACCGGGCUGCUAAAGGGGACCCGCCCCCAUGCCGCGAGAUGGGAACCAGCGACUUCUUUGGCGCUCCCACCCUUGACGUUGGCUUUUUACCUCAAAAAGGGAUUCAAGAUGGCAAGACUAAUCCGAGGACUUCUCAGAUAA
Molecule: messenger RNA, 2907 nt
Organism: Phytomonas sp. Hart1
Lineage: Eukaryota; Euglenozoa; Kinetoplastea; Trypanosomatida; Trypanosomatidae
Source: the annotation of a GenBank genome assembly